This is a messenger RNA of Drosophila serrata, 1987 nucleotides long. It is a transcript of the gene CCT5, whose product is annotated as chaperonin containing TCP1 subunit 5. Gene Ontology annotation, molecular function: ATP binding; ATP hydrolysis activity; ATP-dependent protein folding chaperone. The record is from RefSeq and is a predicted model, not a curated record. NCBI's taxonomy places the organism in Eukaryota, Metazoa, Arthropoda, Insecta, Diptera, Drosophilidae. Gene Ontology annotation, biological process: protein folding.
CACUGUCAGAACGCGUUUGUUGUUUUUUAGGUUCUGCUGUAAUUCGUUUUGAAUGCUAUAAGGAAUUCGGGAAAACAAAUCUUGGAAAAACGUGCGAAUCCUCAAUUCUUUCAACUCAAAAACCAUGAGCGCCUUUCCCGGAACGUUCGCCUUCGACGAAUAUGGUCGGCCUUUCAUUAUCCUGCGCGACCAGGAGCGCCAGAAGCGCAUCACAGGAACAGAUGCCAUAAAGACGCACAUUAUGGCCGCCCGCCAGAUCGCCUCUACCCUGAAAACCUCGCUGGGUCCCAAGGGUCUGGACAAGAUCAUGGUAAGCGCCGAUGGCGAUGUAACCGUCACCAACGAUGGCGCCACCAUCAUGAAGCUGAUGGAGGUGGAGCACGAGAUUGCCAAGUUGAUGGUGCAGCUGUCGCAGUCGCAGGACGACGAGAUCGGUGAUGGAACCACCGGCGUUGUGGUUUUGGCCGGAGCUCUGCUGGAACAGGCAGAGGGCCUGAUCGAUAGAGGAAUUCAUCCCAUUCGUAUCGCCGAUGGCUUUGAGUUGGCCGCCCAGUGCGCCAUAAAGCAGUUGGAUGCGAUUGCCCAGCCCUUCCCUGUGGAUCCCAAUAACAAAGAGCCCCUGAUUCAGAUCGCCAUGACCACGCUGGGCAGCAAGAUAGUGAACAAGUGCCACCGUCAGAUGGCCGAGAUGGCUGUGGAUGCCGUGUUGAAUGUAGCCGACAUCGAGAAAAAGGACGUGAACUUCGAGCUCAUCAAGAUUGAGACCAAGGUUGGCGGUCGCAUGGAGGAUUCGAUGCUGGUGAAGGGCGUUAUUGUGGAUAAGACCCUCAGCCACUCGCAGAUGCCCAAGGAGCUGAAGAACGUCAAGCUGGCCAUUCUCACCUGCCCGUUCGAGCCCCCGAAGCCCAAGACCAAGCAUAAGCUCGAUGUUACUUCCGCUGAGGAUUACAGGGCGCUGCGCGAGUACGAGCAGGAGAAGUUCACGCAGAUGGUUAAGCAGGUUAAGGACGCCGGCGCAACCCUGGCCAUCUGUCAGUGGGGCUUCGACGACGAGGCCAAUCAUCUGUUGCUGCAGCAGGAGCUGCCAGCUGUGCGCUGGGUCGGUGGCCCGGAGAUCGAACUGAUUGCCAUCGCCACCGGUGGUCGCAUUGUGCCGCGCUUCGAGGAGCUUACGCCUGAGAAGCUGGGCACCGCCGGCCUCGUCCGGGAGAUGGCCUUUGGUACUUCCAAGGACAAGAUGCUGGUCAUCGAGGAGUGCAAGAACUCCAAGGCUGUGACCAUCUUCUUGCGUGGUGGCAAUGCAAUGAUUAUCGCUGAGGCCAAGCGUUCCAUCCAUGACGCCAUCUGCGUGGUGCGUUCGCUGGUAAAGGAUUCGCGUAUCGUUUACGGCGGUGGAGCGGCCGAGAUCAGCUGCUCCUUGGCGGUGGCCAAGGAGGCCGACCAGCUGUCGACUCUGGAGCAGUACGCAUUCCGCGCCUUCUCCGUGGCCCUGGAGAGCAUUCCCUUGGCCCUGGCCGAGAACAGCGGCCUCCAUCCGGUCGAGACUCUGUCUGAGCUGAAGGCCAGCCAGGUGGCCGAGAAGAAGCCUAGCCUGGGCGUGGACUGCAUGCUGACGGGUGAUUCGGACAUGAAGAGCCACAAUGUGGUGGAGUCUCUGCACUCGAAGAAGCAGCAGAUCCUGCUCUCCACGCAGCUCGUCAAGAUGAUACUCAAGAUCGACGACGUGCGCUCCAAGAACGAGGGCGGCAUGUAGAUGCACAGUCCUUGAUCCACUAACACCGCACAUCAGCCAACACCCGACAGAUUUCAGAUUCACAUCCCCUCGCCUUGCUAUCUCUCCUCACGAACAACACCCGCGCAGCGCCUCAUCUCUAUGUAUAUCUGUAUUACUUGUUUACUUUUAUUAAUCCACAAGUUCUUUGGAAAAGAAGAAAAAUUACAUUAAUCGAGGGGCUAUCCCUGGUCAAAUACACUAAAACCAAACUAA